Messenger RNA from Trichosurus vulpecula (common brushtail), 777 nucleotides. RefSeq names its product mitochondrial fission factor-like. NCBI's taxonomy places the organism in Eukaryota, Metazoa, Chordata, Mammalia, Diprotodontia, Phalangeridae. Gene Ontology annotation, biological process: positive regulation of mitochondrial fission. The record is from RefSeq and is a predicted model, not a curated record. Gene Ontology annotation, cellular component: mitochondrial outer membrane; peroxisome.
AGUGGGGCAGUAUUUCCUUCUCCUACAGCUGAUAUGGCAGAAAUAAAUCGUAUUCAGUAUGAGAUGGAAUACACCGAAGGUAUCAGCCAGCGGAUGAGGGUCCCAGAAAAAUUAAAAGUUGCUCCACCGCCUCCUGACUUGGAGCCAGGGUUCCAAGAAGGAGUCCCAAAUGCAGUUCCAGAGAGGAUUGUUAUAGCAGGUAAUAAUGAAGACAUUUCAUUUUCAAGACCAGCAGACCUUGACCUUAUCCAGUCAACACCCUUCAAACCCUUGGCGUUAAAAACACCUCCCCGUGUUCUGACACUAAGUGAGAGACCACUUGAUUUUCUGGACUUAGAAAGGCCCAUCCCUCCAACCCCUCAAAAUGAAGAUGAAAAGUCUCAUUUGGAGGAAGAGCCCAGCCAUCAGCAAGUCCGUGCAACUGGCAGGCUGAAAAGGGAGAGGUCUAUGAGUGAAAAUGCUGUACGACAAAAUGGACAGUUGGUCAGAAACGAUUCCAUAUACGGUCUUUCAACUUUGGAUGCAACAAUUGAAGGAACACCAGAUGACGUGACUGUUGUAGAUGCUGCUUCCCUAAGACGUCAGAUAAUCAAACUUAAUCGACGUCUCCAACUUUUGGAAGAGGAAAACAAAGAACGUGCAAAAAGAGAGAUGGUCAUGUAUUCCAUUACCGUAGCUUUCUGGCUGCUUAAUAGCUGGCUUUGGUUUCGCCGCUAGAGGUCACCUCAGCUCUUAACAUACUUGUCAUAACACCUGGAAAUAUAAAGCAUUUGCAAA